Messenger RNA from Fulvia fulva, 1260 nucleotides. RefSeq names its product Putative epoxide hydrolase. Lineage: Eukaryota; Fungi; Ascomycota; Dothideomycetes; Mycosphaerellales; Mycosphaerellaceae. Bases 1 to 1260 code for a protein of 419 amino acids. Gene Ontology annotation, biological process: epoxide metabolic process. Gene Ontology annotation, molecular function: epoxide hydrolase activity. The transcript is spliced from 2 exons. The record is from RefSeq and is a predicted model, not a curated record.
AUGGCCACACCGUCAUCGACCAGCGAUCGUUCGCCAGGAGGAAGCUCUGAUACUAUACUACCGUAUCGCAUGCACGUCUCGCAGCGAUAUCUCGACCUCACCAGGCAAAUGCUGGAGCUCACGAGGCUUCCGCGAGAUGUUUCCUCUCGUCACCUCCAAGGCAACAAAGGCGUCACGGAAUCACAGCUCGAGCCGUUGGUCGAUCAUUGGACAGAAGAUUACAACUGGCGAGAGCAGGAGGCAUAUUACAACGAUGCAUUGCCUCAAUUUCGACUUGCCAUACACGGCACACGAGUACAUUUUGUGCACAAACGAUCAAUGUCCCCAACCGCGAUUCCGCUCCUUGUUAUACAUGGCUGGCCAGAGAGCUUCAUCACGGUAUCCCACAUGAUCGACGGGCUAUGUAAUCCUGUUGCAACGCCGCCGAGAGGUGAUGAGAAUGUCCCGUCCUUCAAUGUUGUGGUUCCAAGCAUACCAGGAUUUGGAUUUAGCGAUCAGGUAUCAGAGGAAGGCAACAAUAUUGCGACUACAGCAGAGGCUUUUGAUGCCCUGAUGAAGUCACUGGGAUAUGCACGCUUUAUCGCGCAUGGCUCAGGAUGGGGCUUCAAAAUCUCCCGCAUGAUCGCACUGACUCAUCCCGAAAGCUGCAUAGCAAUCCAUACUGCAAUUCCAGCGGUCCCUCCACCGAGAAUCCAUGGGUCCUUCUGGCCCGUCGUGCCUCAAGUUCCCGGAAUGACCCCACCGCUAUCACCAGGUUCCCAACAGCAGCAGCAACGCGAACGACCACAAACGAUUUCCUUUGCACUUUGUGACUCUCCCUCAGGGCUGCUCGCCUAUGUCGUCGAUGCUAUCCAGCCUCCAGCACCACCACCAGGCACGCAAUCCCAUCCAAGUACACCUGGCUCACCACGCUUAGCCGAUCUCAACCCUUGGACAGAGACCACUUUAAUAAAUUGGGCCAUGAUGUACUGGCUGCCAGGACCAGAGGUUGCAUUGAGAUGGCUGGUCAUCAGCGCCCCAAUGUUGCCAAAUCUUUGGACGGUACGCGGCAACGUGCCACUGGCGAUAUCACAAUUUGGCGAGCCAUUACAACCACAAACCGGGCCGAUGUGGAUUGAGGCAUAUCACCGCAUUGCAAUGGUGCGAAGACGACCGGGACAGUCGAGAUUUCCUGCUUGGGAAAGACCUAUGGAUAUUGUGAUGGAUCUUCGAGAGCUUGCUAUGCUCAUUGGUCCUUCGUACUUUGGCAUGAUCAUGUGA